GGUAUAUACCUAGCUGAUGAAAUUUGUGGUACGAACAGAUGAAUUAAUUUCCAUGUCCAAACAAAGCAUUAAGCUUAAGGUUGAGGUUGUGGGGAGGAUACGUCACCCGCAUCUCUGUUGAGCGUGUGUGGAGAGGGGGUGCUUGCGUGUGUUAGCAUGAUGUAAUUAGGCCUUGAUCUGUGGAUGUGAUUGCGCUAUUUGCGGUAGGCUUGCAUGCCACCCAUGCGCGUAUAUAUGUACUCCUGUACCCACACUUGGAAUACGAUCAAUCAUUCACACACUUUCAUGGUAUCAGAGCGGUUACGAUCCGCUACUCUUCCGCAACCCAUACCAGCGCCCGCCGCCGAUCCGAUCGCCACCACCGUCGCUGACUCCAUGUCGCCGGGUGUGUCGCCGGUCUCAUCGCCAGCGCUGCCGAUCCGAUCGCCUACCCCGUAGCUGCCCUCGACACCGGGUGUGGCCGCCGAUCCGAUCGAUCCUGCCUCCGCUUGAUCUCCUGCUGUACGUGCUGUACGUGGCUGUACAACUCCCGGCCGCCGUCGUCGUCGUCAACGUGCUGGACGAAGUUGUACGUGCUGUUCGAUCGCCUGCUGUACACAUCGCCGGGUGCAGCCGCUGCCGCCGAUCGCGCAUCUCUUCUCGUCCCGUGCCGUGAGCGCGCGGGCGCGUGUGCACCAGCCCCGCGACCACUCCCAUGGCGGACGACGACGACGCGGCUGCCACCGCAGCGGCGGCACAGGAGGCCGAAGUCCGCGCCGAGGCCGAGCGCCGCACUGAAGCGGCGCGCCUCCGCGCUGCAGCCCUCGACAAGUUCGAGGCCGCCCAUGAGACCAUCUGGGCGCAGGCCACCGCCGUCGUCAACGUCAAGGCGCUGAUCCCCAUCAUCCUCGACAAAGUGACCAACAGCUACACCAAAUGGCGGGGCAUGUUCCUCACCGUGCUCGGCAAAUAUGCCCUCGCCCCGCACGUGCUCGAGGACGAACUGCACCCCGACCGUCCGGUUUGGGUCCAGACUGAUUGUGUUGUGCUGUCAUGGAUUUUCGCCACCGUCUCCAGCGACCUACAGCAGUCGCUCAUGCUUCGCCAACGCCGUGCACGCGAGGCAUGGUGCUACCUCGAGGACGAAUUCCUCGGCCAGAAGGAGUCUCGUGCCAUUCUCCUGGAGACGCAAUUCCGCAACCUUCGUCAAGACUCCAUGACGAUCACUGAUUACUGCCGCAAGCUGGAGACCAUGGCUGCAUCUCUUGCUGAAUUCGGUGAUCCCAUCGGUGAUCGCCAGCUGGUCUUCACUCUCCUUCGCGGCCUCAGUGGUAAGUUCCGCCACAUGGUGUCUAUACUGAAGCUGCAGCGUCCGUUCCCGUCGUUCGCCGAGGCCCGGACUCACCUGCUCCUCGAGGAGAUCGACAUCGACGCUCGCCCACCGUCUCCACCUGCGGCCCUCAUCGCCUCGUCGCCCACGCCACCGGCUGGUGGCCCCGGCCGCCAGGCGCCGGCCACUGGUCCUCCGCGCACCGGCCAGCACAGCCAGGCUGGCGGCCAGCCAGGCGGCCAACGCAACGGCCGCCGGCGUGGCAAGGGUGGCCGCGGACAGGGCCACCAGCCCGGUGCUGGUCAGGGUGGCCAAGGCUCCUCUACAGGCGGUUACGGCGCCCCUGGCCACGGCGCAUCCGCUGGCCAGGGUGGCGUGCACGGUGUGCACCCCUCUUGCACGGUGUGCACGCUCCAGAUGUGGCCGUACGGUGGCCGCCCACCACCAGCACCACCGGCCUUCGCUGCUGUCCCGCAGUACGGCGCACCUUUUGGUGGUGCGUCCAGCGGCGGUUUCUACAGCCCCGGCUCCAGCUACCCGUUCACCUACGGGGGAGGAUCAGCGCCCUCGACACCGACAUUUCAGGGGGCACCAUAUCAGCUGCAGGCUGCCCCCUGGAACCCGGCACAUGGAGGCGCAUGGAACCAGGACUCCUUGGUGCAGAAUUUCAACACCAUGACGCUCCACCCCCCGGCACCUUCGGAAUGGUACGCCGACUCUGGUGCAGGCUCGCAUAUGACUGCGGAUGCUGGAUUUGGAAACCAGGAACGUGAUCGCCAGGUGCAAUAGCUCUGGCGACCUGUACCCAUUUUUUCCACCAGCUACCAGCACCUCCGCACUCCUCGCUGCACCCACCUCGCUAUGGCACCGUCGUCUUGGGCAUCUUGGGCACGAAGCUUUGUCCAAACUCAUUAGUUCCAAAGUUAUCACUUGUAAUAAAGAUGAUAGUCAUCAUUUAUGUCAUGCUUGUCAGCUCGGUCGUCACACUAGACUUCCUUUUGGUUCUUCCAAUUCCCGAGCUCCAAAUAAUUUCGAUUUAAUACAUUGUGAUCUUUGGACAUCUCCCAUUGUCAGUGUGUCGGGCUACAAAUAUUAUCUUGUCAUUUUAGAUGAUUGCUCUCACUACAUUUGGACUUUUCCGCUUCGCCUCAAAUCCGACACAUUUGCCACGCUUUCUAACUUUUUUGCCUAUGUUCGCACCCAG
Messenger RNA from Oryza brachyantha (malo sina), 2513 nucleotides. RefSeq lists its product as uncharacterized. The coding region runs from base 695 to 2098 and encodes 467 amino acids. NCBI's taxonomy places the organism in Eukaryota, Viridiplantae, Streptophyta, Magnoliopsida, Poales, Poaceae. The transcript is spliced from 2 exons. The record is from RefSeq and is a predicted model, not a curated record.